UUUGAAAGAAAGACACUUCUCUUUUCCCCCCAAUCCUUUUUGCCCUUAUUGCUUUUUAUGGCCUGGUGAGAAUUAGACACAUCGCAGCCAGCUCUCGUCGUAGCAGUUUCAAUCGCAGAAUAAACAUUACUCUCGCAAGCAUAUUCCUGUCGUAGCAGUCCGCGCAUAUAGUCAUGGCUUGGGCAGUUGGCCUCGGACAUAGCAUUGGAAGUCUGGUCAGUUGAUUUCUUUUAGUUGGCUUCCUAUCUCCUAUGCCGUGAGAGAUCGUCAUCACUAUCGUCAUCGAUGACUUUGGCUCUGUCCAUUGUUGGUGUAUGGUUUCAUCUGUAAUAAAACGUGAUUGCAGGAAUUUCCCCGAUUAACUCAUUACUUUGCUCAUUUUAUUCAGAGCAGUCAAACCUAUCGGUUCUGGAUUUAUCAGUGAGAGCGAUUAAAUCAUUUGGAAUUGUGCAUUGAUAACCAUAGAGAACACCUGUGGAAUACAUUUGACUGAUUCUUUGUAUGAUCUGUUCAGAUGUGUCCAUUCUACCUUAUGAUCUGAGGAAGAUGUCUUAGGAAGCGACGCCAUCUGACAGCAUCUUACGAGUCCUUCAGGUUCACAAGACCAGGAACCAUCCACAAGGAACUGCCCAGGACCAAGAACGAUCCCACCGCUGCCACCAAAAGUCAGCUAGUCAUGGAGCAGGCACCCACCAGACAGGUUCCGCACCACCAGCACCACCACUCGCCGCCUCCCAUGAUGCUCGGCAAGGAUCACCAUCAGCAGCGUCCGUCGGUCGGAGCAGAGAAGGCCAGCGAUACAAUGGUCCUACAGACCAAUUCUCCUAUGCCUACAAACCAGGACCCAGUGAAAUGGUCCAGGGAGGAAGUCCUUAACUGGUUAAAAUGGUGCCAAGAGGAAUUCUCCCUCGACAACGUCAAUGCCGAGAAGUUCACAAUGAAUGGGAAAGCCCUGUGCCUCAUGCCCAAGCAAUCAUUUUGUGACCGGGCGCCGGAGUGCGGCGACAUCCUCUACGAACUUCUUCAGAAACUGUUCCGUAAAGAAUGUCGGUUUUAUCAUCCGAAUUCUUCAGAACCGCGAAGCUCGCCAGACCCUCAGUUUAACAGAAUAAGUGGAUCUUCGGAAAAUCAGAACGUCUCGGGAUCUUCGCAAGAAACGCUGGGAUACCAAGGGAACUUGACGAUACCCCCCUCCAACUCCAGUCCCCGUCUACCAAUUGAUCUUUCCGCGCAGCCAGAAAAGCCCAACACCCCAUGCAGUGAUUCAGGUCACAGUUCGCCCGACACGGCAGAGGACCUACGACUAGCCGCAACCAACAACCCGGCUUCUGCGCCCCACUACCGCCGUCAAAACGUACCCCCCAUGAUCACCCUCACGUCGUCAAACCGGAGCUCACCCCAGCGCAUGUUCGAGAAACAGUCCCCGCGACACCUUGGCGGGAAAAGCCUCCAGGACGGUCUGAGUGAGUCGGUGAUGGAUACCACCGCAGUGCCGCCUUCUCCGACGAAGCGACUUCGGAUGGAGUAUGGCCAACCUGGCGGCGUCGCGUCCGCAUUCCCGCAAGUCAACACAGGUCACAUUGAGCUCCGGCAUCGCGCCAACACGGCAGAGCGGAUAGAGCAACAUAACCUGCAUCAAGGUUCGCACCAGAGCCUGCAUCCUCACUCGCAUCCGCGGCUCCUCGGGCGACGGAGAUUGAGCUCCGACGACGGACUCGCCACCGGGAGAGCCCCGUCCACGUACGGAGUGGAGCGACACAGCACCGGAGCCUUGAUCGGUAUGGGAGGACUGUAUAAUCAUAGCGGUUUACCAACGCUUCAGGUGCCAUGUACGGUACCUAGUCUAGUAGCAGGGUCAGCGAUUCUUUCCAGGUUACAGCAAAGGAGAAAUAGCACAGGUGGUGCAGAAGGUCAGUUCAAUGCAGGUAUAGGUGAUAAUCUCGGUCAGAGCCCCCAUCAUCCCGGUAGCAUCUCGUCAAUGCCGCGGCGACGGAGCAUGGAUCCAGACGAUGUCUUUCUCCUCGACGAGGAUGGGUUCGAGACACGUAAAGCUGCAGGCGGGGAUUGUCGCCUUCUCUGGGACUUCUUGGUCCAGCUCCUAAAGAAUAAGACCUACAUGCCAUACAUCAGAUGGGAGGACCGGCGGGAAAGGGUCUUCCGGAUCCUGGACCCAGUCCAGAUCGCCAAUCUCUGGGGCCUGCAGAAGAACAGGACCAACAUGACCUAUGAGAAACUCUCGAGGGCGCUCCGGUACUACUAUAAGAUGGGGAUUUUGCAGAAGGAACAGGGCCAGAAGCUUACUUAUAGGUUUUUGCAAGACCCUAAAGAUAUUGCCAACAGCCAACGCUUCUCAAAGAUGGCCCGAAAUAAGGACAAUCCAGAACAUUCCGAGGUAACGGGAUCACCGGCCUCACCAAUCCAUCACUUCUCGACGGCGUCGUCGACCUCGCCGCUGGUCAUGUCAUCAACCCCUUCGACAGCGACGUCGAUGUCAAUGCAGUCAUCAGCCAUGAUGUCCUCAACGAUGUUGCCCUCAUUGAUGACACCCUCAUCGCUUGGUUCAAAUAGAAUGUAUGGUCUGCCCACUCAAGUUCCGCACUCGACGGAGCGCCUCUAUCCCGACCACGAAGACUCAUGUCAAAGUUCAUCCAUAGGGCAGAGGUCAUCCGUUCACAUGGCCUCGACCUCAUCCACCCCCUCCCCAUCGCCACCUGUAACUGGCGAUGACCCUGUCGCCGUCGCGACGCAUCAGAUGGAAGGCGUGUCCAUGAUGGCGCUGACAGCACAGUGGCAAGCCGGUAACUCUGGAACGUCGGAUACCAAAGUUGAAGGGUUAAAGGUCAAAGAGGAACCGAGAAGUAGACCCCAGUCACCGGAAAUGGAAUGCUAAACAAAAGCAUUGGACAAUUUGUAUUGCAUCAAUUGAGAUGUCUGUUUUGUGGCAUCAAGAUGUCAUUACUGACAUACAUAUUCACAAAGAAUGUUAUAAACCUUAUGCACCUCAUAAAUCAGAACAUAAUCCAAAAUUUGGAAAUCAUGUAAUUGCCGAUUCAUAGCUGUGUUUUGUAAUACUACUACGACUACUAAUAAUUAUACUUCCUUGUAGAGUCUGCACUGAUCAAUGGCUUAAUCAGAUCUCUGUAAGCACUCUACAAUAUUGCAGCAUAAUUGUAUUACAGUGAAACCAGUCUGCAAAGACCACGAAAGGAAGUCAAGGAAAGCAGCCCAUAAAAGCAAGUAGUCUUUAUGGGCAAGUUCUUGUUACAGGGGCCCCGUCUUACAAAGUUAUAAUUGAUAAGAUCAACCUCAACUUUAUUGAAAUCCAUCAAUGUCAUGAUUUUUUCCCAAAGGAAAUUUGCACAAUGUCCUUUGUGAACUAAGAGAAGUACACCAAAUUUUCAAGAAAAGGAUGAAUGUAUGAAUAUGUAUUUUAGAUGUUGACAUUGCUGGCUUUCCAUAGUUGUUGCUGGUCAUAUCUAUCACAACUCUUUAUAAUAAGGAUGGAAAGCACUGUUGUUGUUUUUUUUUACAAAUGGUCAUUUUAUAAUGCACCGUACAUGUAUAUUCCACACAUUGGCGUCAGCGCAGAAGAUUAUCCUUUGUUCAUGGGGGGCAUCUAUUGUUCUGCUCC
Lytechinus variegatus (green sea urchin) is the source of this 3631-nucleotide messenger RNA. RefSeq names its product ets DNA-binding protein pokkuri-like. NCBI's taxonomy places the organism in Eukaryota, Metazoa, Echinodermata, Echinoidea, Temnopleuroida, Toxopneustidae. The record is from RefSeq and is a predicted model, not a curated record. The transcript has 9 exons. Gene Ontology annotation, biological process: regulation of transcription by RNA polymerase II; cell differentiation. Gene Ontology annotation, cellular component: nucleus. Gene Ontology annotation, molecular function: DNA-binding transcription factor activity, RNA polymerase II-specific; sequence-specific DNA binding. Bases 677 to 2890 code for a protein of 737 amino acids.